CGGCGGCGGCAGCAGAGGAAGCGAUGGGCUUCCCUGCAGUCUCCUCCGGUCCCCUCCUGGCUUCAUGCAGGCCUCUUCUCUCCCUUCUUGCGGAGAAUGAGCACAAGCUGAAGCAGUAUGCUCUGGAGCAGAUGGACAAGAUCGUUGACUACAACUGGGCAGAGAUCGCGGAUCACAUCGAACAAAUCGAAGAACUUUACGAAGAUGAUAAGUUCAGUCAUAGGGAGCUUGCUGCCUUGAUUGCUAGCAAGGUCCACUAUCACCUCGAACAGUUUUCCGAAUCUCUUUCCUACGCUUUGGGUGCUGGAACAUUGUUCACAGAUCAGAUUGCUAGUGGAAAGCCGUCGCAGUAUGUGUUCACCAUUUUGUCGAAGGUUAUCGACAAAUACAUUUCUGAGAGGAUUGAAAAGUCAGAGGGUGGGUCUGAUGCAGAACCUAUCGAUGGCAGACUUGAAGCGAUUGUUGAGAGCAUGUUUGAUCGAUGCUUUUCUGAAGGCAACAUUAAGCAAGCUGUCGGGAUUGCACUUGAAUCAAGGAGAUUGGAUAAACUGGAAGCAUGCAUCAAUGUCAGUGGGGAUCGUGCAGGUACUCUGGCUUAUACUCUUGAAGCGUGCCAGACCUUGGUCCAAAGUCGAACAUUCAGAAACACUGUGCUUACAGUGCUAGUGCAAAUUUAUCGCACGUUGGAAACACCAGAUUAUCAAAACAUCUGCCUUUGCCUUAUGUUGCUCGAAGAUGACAAGGCUGUCGCAGCGCAACUUGGCGAGUUGAUCAAGAGGGAUGAUGAAGAAAGCGAGCUGAUGGCAUAUCAGAUUGCCUUCGACUUGUGCGGCAGUGACAUGCAACACUUCCUCUUGGCUGUCAGGAGCGGGUUGCCAGUACCGGCGAGUGAGAGACAAAGUGCUGAACCUCCAUCGACGGCAGAGGGUGGAGAAGAGAAGGCCGAAGGUGAUACCGAGAUGAAAGACGCGGAGCCUCCACGAGAAUUGACCGAAGCGGAGAAGAAGCUUGAAACCAGAGUCAAGAACUUGAGGAAGAUUCUGAGUGGUGAGACUACGAUUGGAAUCCACCUGGAGUUCUUGUUCCGCAACAACAAGACGGACAUGCUAAUUUUGAACAACAUCAAAUCAGCGCUUGAAGUGCGUAAUUCGAUCACUCAUCAAGCAACUGUCUUCGCAAACGCUGUAAUGCACUGUGGAACUACAGUAGAUACCUUCAUCAGCCAGCCAGAGAAUUUGGAAUGGCUGAAACGUGCUUCAAAUUGGGCUAAAUUCAGUGCAACGGCAUGCGUGGGAAUGAUUCACAAGGGAUGCAUCAAUAGUAGCCGAAACGUAAUGAAAGCGUUCCUUCCACCAGAGACAGGCAUGUCAAGCCAGCCCUAUUCAGAAGGAGGUGCUCUUUAUGCUCUCGGAUUGAUCCAUGCUGGACAUGGUGAAGGAAUUCUCAAGUAUCUCAGUAAUGAAUUGAAGAAGAUUAAGAAUAAUGAGACCGUGCAGCAUGGCGCUUGUUUGGGAUUGGGCCUUGCUGGAAUGGCAAGCGCGAAUGAUGAACUUUAUGAAGAUUUGAAGGACGUUCUCUUUCAAGACAAUGCCGUUGCUGGUGAGGCUGCUGGACUUGCGAUGGGAUUGGUCAUGUUGGGCACAGCUUCUGAAAAGGCAUGUGAAGAAAUGCUCGCGUAUGCCCAGGAUACUCAACAUGAAAAAAUUAUUCGUGGACUGGCAAUCGGUAUGGCCCUGAUCAUGUAUGGACGUGAAGAGGGAGCAGAUACCAUGAUAGAGCAGCUUACCAGAGACAAGGAUCCCAUUUUGAGAUAUGGUGGAAUGUACACUAUAGCCUGUGCCUACUCUGGAACUGGAAACAACAGCGCUAUCAGACGCUUGCUUCACGUGGCAGUGUCUGAUGUGUCGGAUGACGUGCGAAGAGCCGCGGUUACUUGCCUUGGAUUUGUCCUGACAAAUACGCCCGAACAGUGUCCUAGAGUUGUCUCGUUGCUGGCUGAAUCUUACAAUCCGCAUGUGCGCUACGGAUCCGCGCUUGCUUGUGGUAUUGCAUGUGCUGGAACAGGAAUGCAAGAAGCGAUCGAACUUCUUGAGCCCAUGACGAAGGACUCAACUGAUUUUGUCCGUCAGGGAGCUAUGCUUGCACUAGCAAUGGUAUUGAUUCAGGAGACUGAAGUCAGGCAACCUAAGGUAAAGGAUUUCAGAAACUCGUUGGAAAAGAUGAUCAAGGACAAGCAUGAGGAUGUCAUGGCGAAAUAUGGAGCAAUCAUUGCCAUGUCAAUUCUUGAUGCGGGUGGUAGAAAUGUCACUGUUUCGUUGACAACGAGACUGGGGAACAAGAGAAUGAGUGGAAUCGUUGGAAUGGCGGUAUUCUGCCAAUAUUGGUAUUGGUUCCCUUUGGCACAUUUCAUCUCACUCACUUACUCGCCUACCUGCCUUAUUGGAUUGAACAAAGAUCUGAAGAUGCCAGUUUUCGAUUUUAUCUCGCAUACGAAACCUUCUACAUUUGAUUAUCCUCCUAUGACAGAAGUCAAGACAAGCACUGCGCCGUCAAAAGUUGCUACUGCCAUUUUGUCCACAACAGCGAAGACAGAGGCUAGAAAGAAGGGGAAGAAGGACGAAGAUGGAAAGAAAGAAGAAGAAGGGGCUGACAAGAUGGAUGUCGUGAAGGAAGAGCCUGGCAAGGAUGAUACAGAGAACAAAGAUGCCAACAAAUCAAUGGAUGAGGACAAGCAAGGAGGUGAGAAGAAGAAAGAGCCGAACACGACCACUCUCUCUAAUCCUGCAAGGGUGCUUCCCGCUCAAAGAAAGUACAUCACGAUGCCUGCAGAUUGCAGAUACGAGCCGGUGUCAAAGAAGCUCUGGGGUAUUGUAAUGCUGAGGGAUCUGAAGCCGGACGAGAAGGCGGAGAUUGUGGAGGUGACGAUACCUGCAACAGCGCUCCCACCGAAGGAGGAGGAGGAGCCCCCCCCUCCUGAGCCCUUCGAGUACACUGAUUAGAUUACCUUUGUUGUUGGCUUCCAGAGUACACAGGGAAGUAAAACAAAUACGUGAU
This is a messenger RNA of Guillardia theta CCMP2712, 3054 nucleotides long. Its product is annotated as 26S proteasome regulatory complex, subunit RPN2. Bases 24 to 2999 code for a protein of 991 amino acids. The record is from RefSeq and is a predicted model, not a curated record. Gene Ontology annotation, cellular component: proteasome complex; nucleus; proteasome storage granule. The transcript is spliced from 5 exons. Gene Ontology annotation, molecular function: enzyme regulator activity. Gene Ontology annotation, biological process: proteasome-mediated ubiquitin-dependent protein catabolic process; regulation of protein catabolic process. Lineage: Eukaryota; Cryptophyceae; Pyrenomonadales; Geminigeraceae.